This is a messenger RNA of Glycine soja, 1074 nucleotides long. Its product is annotated as probable glutathione S-transferase. The transcript is spliced from 2 exons. The record is from RefSeq and is a predicted model, not a curated record. Gene Ontology annotation, cellular component: cytoplasm. The coding region runs from base 61 to 738 and encodes 225 amino acids. Gene Ontology annotation, molecular function: glutathione transferase activity. Gene Ontology annotation, biological process: glutathione metabolic process. Lineage: Eukaryota; Viridiplantae; Streptophyta; Magnoliopsida; Fabales; Fabaceae.
CCAUCACAGACAAAUAAACAAUAUAGUUAUUUUGAGUGAAGGUUAGAAGUGCUACAAACAAUGGCAGCUAGUCAGGAAGAUGUGAAGCUUUUGGGAGUUUUGGGAAGCCCAUUUGUGUGUAGGGUCCAGAUUGCCCUCAAGUUGAAGGGAAUUGAAUACAAAUUUGUGGAAGAAAAUUUGGCCAACAAGAGUGAUUUGCUUCUCAAAUCCAACCCAGUUCACAAGAAAGUUCCAGUUUUUAUUCACAACGAGAAGCCCAUAGCAGAGUCUCUUGUGAUUGUUGAGUACAUUGAUGAGACAUGGAAGAACAACCCCAUCUUGCCUUCUGAUCCUUACCAUAGAGCCUUGGCUCGUUUCUGGUCCAAAUUCAUUGAUGACAAGGUUUUUGGUGCUGCAUGGAAAUCUGUUUUCACUCUUGAUGAGAAAGAGCGUGAGAAGAAUGUUGAAGAAUCAUUGGAGGCUCUUCAGUUUCUUGAGAAUGAGUUGAAGGACAAUAAGUUUUUUGGAGGAGAGGAAUUUGGGUUGGUAGAUAUUGCAGCUAUUUUCAUAGCAUUUUGGAUUCCAAUUUUUCAGGAAAUAGCAGGGUUGCAGAUAUUCACAAGUGAGAAAUUCCCUAAGCUCUACAAAUGGAGCCAAGAGUUCAUGAGCCACCCUGUUGUGAAAGAAGUCCUUCCUCCUAGAGACCCACUUUUUGCCUUCUUCAAGGCCCGCUAUGAAAGUCUUUCUGCUUCAAAAUAGACUUAUUUAAGAUAUUUGUUGAGUUAUGGCUGUUUGAAUUUCAUGUCAAAUUGAUACUAGCUAUAUGUAAAUCCCUGGAAGAAAAAAAAUCUUAGGAUCUUGUUUCCAUUUUAGCCAUUUUAGUUGAUAAAGAAAUUCAUUUUUUCCAAAUAAGUUUUGUAGUGAGAAGCCUUUGUCUUCCUUUAUAAAAUCCUUCAGCAUGCAUAAUGUUAUUCGUAGAGAGACUUAGAGCAGCUAGUAGUUACUACCUUGAAAAUUUUGCUUCAUUUCGAAGGACAACGUAUAUACUGCUAUGUAAAUUUCAGCCAUAUAAUUAUUUGUCUCUCGCUGACUUAA